Messenger RNA from Stegostoma tigrinum, 5414 nucleotides. RefSeq names its product mitochondrial E3 ubiquitin protein ligase 1b (gene mul1). Gene Ontology annotation, molecular function: ubiquitin-protein transferase activity. Gene Ontology annotation, biological process: protein ubiquitination; organelle organization. Bases 15 to 1064 code for a protein of 349 amino acids. The transcript has 4 exons. Gene Ontology annotation, cellular component: mitochondrion. The record is from RefSeq and is a predicted model, not a curated record. NCBI's taxonomy places the organism in Eukaryota, Metazoa, Chordata, Chondrichthyes, Orectolobiformes, Stegostomatidae.
GGCCUUGUGCCGACAUGGACGGCGUCGGGAAGCCUCUGGUCGCUGCAGUGGCGGCGGGCUCGGCCCUCACUGCCUUCUGUUACUCGCUUUACCGCCGCAAACGGGCCGCUGCCCGCUCCCUGCAGGAUGCAACAAAACUUCAUUUAGAUGAAAAUCUCAAGACUAUUUUGUUGAAUGCGCCAGGAAAAUGCCUUCCCUACGCUGUGAUAGAAGGUGCUGUUAACCCUGUCAAAGAAACCCUAAAUAGCCAGUUUGUGGAUGGCUGCAAAGGAGUUAUACAACGUCUUGUUUUACAGGAACAUAAAAUGGUAUGGAAUCGAACUACCCACAUCUGGAAUGACUGUGAAAAGAUUAUUCAUCAAAGGACCAACACUGUACCCUUUGACCUUGUGCCUACUGAUGGUAGCCCUGGCAUCUCAGUCAGGGUGAUAAAACCCUUGGAGUCCUCUGAACUGAACUUGGAAAUGAUGUAUGAGAAAUUUCACCCUGCAGUACAAACAUUUACUGAUAUAAUUGGUCAUUUCAUCAGUGGUGAGCGACCGAAGGGAGUCAAAGAGACUGAAGAAAUGCUGCAAGAUAAAGACAUCAUAACUGGGGUUGGGGAAAUUGUAUUGGACAGUAACAUUAUUAAGAUACAGCCUCCAAAGCAAGGACUCCAGUACUACUUAAGUCGACUGGAUUUUGAGUCUCUUCUUCAAAAACAGGAGUCCAAGGCAAACUUGUGGAAAAUCCUGACGAUGGUGUUUGGAAUUACAACUUGUAUAACUUUAUUUUUCAUAUUACGACAACUGUAUAAACAUUAUGUAAGGGAACAGGAACAGUCAAGGCUGCAGAGAGAAAUGCUGGCAGUGAAGAAGCAACAUUUGCAGGAGCUUGACUUGACAGAAGAUCAAAUCCCACAAAACGCAUGUGCCAUCUGUCUAAGCAAGGAACGUUCCUCUGUGUUCCUGGAGUGUGGACAUGUCUGCUCCUGUUCUGAUUGUUACGAAGCCUUACCUGUACCUAAGAAAUGUCCUAUUUGUCGAAACAUUAUCUCCAGAUUAGUCCCAUUGUACAAUAGUUAAAUAUUCAGUUUGUAAGCGGCACUGAAUUGAAAAUGCAUGUUGUUAGGAAAUUAUUAUGGGGUUGAAAGGUAAAAACAAUUUGUGUAAAAUUUUAUGCAGGACUGCAUAUACUUAUAAACGUGGUUAUUACUUUGUCUAUUUGACUUUUUCUCUUCUACAUUUUUUAUUUCCUGUGAUGGACUAUCCUAUGAUGCUGAAAUGUAUUUUUAUUCCUUUCUCCAAAAAUGAUCAUCUGCAUCUCAUAAGAUCACAAGAAAUAGAAGCAGUGCACCACUUUGAAACCGUGUCCUAUGGUCCUAGACAUCCUUAGGAGGAACAUCCUGUCAGCAUUUUCCCCUUCAUCUAAUCUCCUCAAUCUGCUGUUUCACUAAAAUCCCUCAUAUUAUGCUAAACUCUAUUGUGUAUCUGCCUAACUUUUGUCCCUAAAAUAACCCUUUCAUUGCUAGCAUUGAUCCCAGUUGCACUCCACAAGUUGGGGUUUGCCAACCUGAAAAUUACUUAUUUACCUUGAUUUUGUUUUCUGUUACCCAGUUAAUUCUUUUGUCUUGGUAAAAUAUCACCCCAAUGCUUUAAGCUGUUGUAUGGUAAAUAUUUAUGUGGAACUUGCCUUUUGGAAAUCCAAAUAUGCUAUGCCUGGUUCAAUAGCGGGUGCAGGAGGGCAUGCCAGGAGCAGCACCAGGUACACCUAAAAAUAAAGUGUCAACAUGGAGAAGCCACCAAACAGGAUUAUUUCCAUGCCAAACAGCAUAAAUAGCAAAUGAUAGACAGGGCUAAGUAAGCUACAGCUGACAGAUCAGAUCUAAGCUCUGCCUACCUGCCACAGCUAGUUGUGAAUGGUGGUGGACAAUUAAACAACUCACUGGAGGAGGUGGCUCCACAAAUAUCCCCAUCCUCAAUGAUGAGUGAGCCUAAUAGAUCAGUCUAAGAUAAGGCUGAAUUGUUCACAGCAAUCUUGAGCCAGAAGUGGAUGAUCCAGCAACACACAUACCAGUCUUUAGCCAAUUCAGUUCAUUCCAUGUGAUAUCAAGGAAUGGUUAGAGGCACUGGAUAGUGCAAAAUCUAUGGGCCCUGACAAUAUUCCAGCAAUAGUACACAAGACCUGUGCUCCAGAACUUGUUGCUUCCCUAGCCGAGCUGUUACAGUACAGUUACAACAUUGGCAUCUACCCGACAAUGUAAAAAAUUGCCUGGUAUGUCCUGUACAGAAGACCCAUUUCCAAAUACUGCCCCAUGAGCCUUUUCUCAAUCAUCAGUAAGGUGAUCCAUCCCUGUAUUAAAAUAUUUAAUGAUCCCACUUUGACUGCAUUCUGUGGCAAGGAGUUUUAAAGUCACAUGACCCAUAGAGAAAAAGGUUCUUGUUAUCCUGUCCUGAAAGGAUGAUCCAUAAUUAUAAAACAAGGCCCAGAUGUUUGGACUACCUAACAGGAGGAAACAUUCUUUCUGUAUCGACCUUGUCAAGAUUAUUCAAGGUCUUAUACUUUUUAAUCAAGUCACCCUUCAUUCUUCAAAACUCCAAUUUACCAAACGUAGCUACAAUGCCUUUCCUCCCCUCAUCUGAGUAAUUAAUGGAAAUUGUAAAAAGAUUCAACACAGAUGCUUGUGGAUUUCCAUUUAAUACAUCCUGCAUUCAGACAAACUUAUGCAUACUGUUUUUUGCUAGUCAUGCUAAUAUGUUACCCCCUACACUAUGAAUGCUUAUUUUCUGUAAUUGCUUUUGAUAUGACUCCUUUCUAAAUGCCACCUUAAAAUUCAAGUAUAGUAUGUUUACAGUCUCCUUUUAUCUAUAAUGCAAGGUACUCCUUCAAAAACUCCUACAAAUUGCUUAAACAUUAUUUCCCCUUGACGAUUCUUCUGGAUUAACUUGACUUUUUCCUAAGUAAACGCAGGUCAGUAGGGUGGUCAAGAAGGCAUACGGCAUGCUUUCCUUCAUUGGAUGGGGUAUUGAGUACAAGAGUUGGCAGGUUAUGUUACAGUUGUAUAAGACUUUGGUUCGGCCACAUUUAGAGUACUGUGUACAGUUCUGGUCGCCCCAUUACCAAAAGGAUGUGGACGCUUUGGAGAGGGUGCAGAGGAGGUUCACCAGGAUGUUGCCUGGUAUGAAGGGUGCUAGCUAUGAAGAGAGGUUGAGUAGAUUAGGAUUAUUUUCAUUCGAAAGAUGGAGAUUGAGGGGGGACCCUGGAACACGUUGCCAGUGGAGGUGGUAGACGCAGACACGUUAGCGUCUUUUAAGGUAUAUCUGGACAGGUACAUGGAUGGGCAGGGAGCAAAUGGACACAGACCCUUAGAAAAUAGAUGACAGGUUAGAGGAUCUUGAUCGGCGCAGGCUUGGAGGGCCGAAGGGCCUGUUCCUAUUCUGUAAUUUUCUUUGUUCUUUGUUCUAAAGCAGCUAUAAUGUGUUUGAUAUUCAGGUCGAACACCUUCCCCAUGACAAGCUAACUGGGCUAUUAUUUCGUAUUUUCUACCUCCGUCCUUGAAUAGAUGGUUACAUUUUCUACUUCCCAGUCUUUAGGAACUCUCCUGAAUAUAGGGAAUUUUGGAGAAUUAACAUCAAUGCAUCCACUUCCUCUUUAACAACUUUUUUUCAGGCCCUAGGAUGACGUCCAUCUGGAGAUGUCUCUGUCAGGUUAUUUGUACCACUUCUCUUGAGAUUGUAAUUUCACGAAGUUCCUUUCAUUUUCAUUCCCUUUAUUGCAAAAUCUUUAAUUACUCCUGGCUCAUUGCACGCCGCCAGACCCAAAAUAGUCUAGACCCUGGUAGGUUUUAAGAAACUGUCCUAACUACAGUCUAUGAAUUCAUCCUGCAGAUUACCUUUGCUAUGUUUAUCAAUUUGAUUUGUCCAAUCUAUAUGAAGAUUAAUGACUUAAAAGAGAAACAUCACUUUGGCUAUGGUAGCUAGUGUACUGCACCUACAUGGUGAAUUGGUUUUGAAGUCAGUGUUAGUAACCAUUUUAAGAUGUUAAUUUUUUUUCCAUUAAUCUGCUUUGGGUACGAACCAGGUUUUCUUAUACUAAUGAGUUAAAAUAAGGUUUACACAAAAUGUUCACAGGUCUGAACAUUUUUAUGCAUUUCAUUGUCUUGGUACAUAAUCUGAUCUUAUUAAAGAAAGAGUAUUGUUCCUACCAGAAACUAAAUCAUUUUGCUUUUAAUCAUGCACUUUACUGUCUGUUUAUUGAUGGUACCUGUUUGGUCUUCUUCAUGUGCUAUGAUGAAGUUGAUCCAUGUUUACAUCGUUAAUACAUUCAUCAUUUCUAUUUAUUCAGCAUUUGCCGACUGUUUCUAGAAUGGAUUGUGUAGUAAAAGUAUGAAUAAAAAAUGCAGCAGUACAGUAGAAAAAUCAGCACAAUGCAGUGACAAAAUAUCUUGCUUUUGAAUGAAUAGAUCAUGUGAUUCUAUUUAAAAAAGGAGGGAUGUUUACCCCUAAUUCUGACCAAUAUUUAUCCCUCUAUCAUCUGAUCAAUGUCAAAUUGCUGUCUUUAGAGCUAGCUGUGUGCACAUUGCAUUUUCAAUAUUCCAACAGUAUAACUAUACAUCAAACUAUUGGCUAUAAAACUCUGAGAAGUCAAUGGUCAGAAAAAGUACUGUUUAAUUGCAAGUUUAUCAUUUAUGUGUGUUGCCCGAAACUCUUAUUAAUAGUCUUACUAAUAGUUAUAGCUCAGCUCUACUUGGCUGCAUACUCCAGAUAACUUUUAACAGCCUUGUUAGCCAAGAACCCAAACUAUUGAUCUGGAAAUCAUACUGAAUUCCCAAAUGCACAAUUUUUAGUUCACUGCUGUCUGCAUAUUUAUCUCUGAAAUAUAUUUUCAUAUCCCUAUAUAAUGCAGUACCUCUAUUUCCCAUCUCAACCAAUGUGUUUUGUGGGUAUAAAGAUGGAAAUAUAGAAGAAUGUCUCCCAAAGAUCUGUUAAGCUUAAGGACAAUUGGAAAUGCAAAAUUCAGGUCAACUAAUCAUUGUAAUGUGGGUUUUGAGAGUUAUGAAAGAAAAUUACAUAAAUAAAGUUAAGAUGCGAAUUAGCUGUGAUCUAAUUGAACGGUGGAACAUGCUAAAGGAAAAAUGCUCUUUUCCCUCUUCACAGUACAAGGUUUCUUUAAAGACAAGAAAUGCAGGAGCUAAAUCCAUGAGCAACCUCCUGAAUAUUCAGUAACAAUCUCAUUGUUAAUCUCAGUUGAUACAAAAUUUUAACGAAUAAAAUUGAAUUCAUUGGUCAAGUACGAAAUGAGUUUGAAGUGGAAGAAACAUUUACCUGAAUUUAUUUUGCAUAAAGCUAGGUGAGUCCAAAUAGGGCAUGGUUUCAGGGACCUAAGAUCUUUAAUCUUGAAAUUGGCUUCUACAAAAAUUGAAUGAUUUAUUGUUA